UCAUUUUUACAUUCGUUCUGUUUUACAUAGAUUUUGUAAGACGGAUUCAGGCCGACAAUACCUGUACGACACACGAAUAUUCAUAAGAAUAUCUCCCAAGCCGAAGAAGUUAUCCAACCUCUUCGACUAUUCUAUACAACAACCUGCAGAGUUCCUAACUCUCGCUUCUCUUCCAAGACACACACCACCUUCACACAUACACACACAGACCAGCAAUGGUCUCAACAUUUCAGAUGCCGGCCUUCUACCGGUCGAAUCACUUAUCCGUCGAUACCAGCCAUGCGCAAAAGUACUUUGAUGAAGAGGACAGCAACAUCCUCGACGAGAACAUCCUAGACAGCAACGCAAUGGACUCGGGUCUGGAUAUGUCGCCGCCCAUGGCUGGCAGCAGGAGGGAUUCGUUCACUGUACCCGGCUCGAUCUUCUCACCGAAGACGGAAGAUUGGCAAUCCGUCGACAUGCAGUCGGUCCCGUCAAAUAACCCCUUCCUAGAGCCCCAGAACAACAACAACCCGUUUACGAGGGCUGACCCGCAAGCCGUAUACGGCUCGCAAAAUCAGCAAUGGCAAAUGGGUCAAGGUUCCGGUACAUGCACACCCUUACAGUAUGACAGCCUUGAGAACGCAUUCGACAACAACCAAUCCAUCUUCCAACAACGACCUCUUCAGAUGCAAACGCCCUUCAGCAAUCCUGCCCACCAAGUGCCGCUUUUCGCUACAGUUGGUCCUAACAAUCCUCCCAUGCCGAACUCGCCGCAGAAGGAUUGGAUGGGCCAGGACUUGAAGAACCCCUCGUUAGUCAAGCGCAUGCGACCGGAAACUCCCACCAUCCGAUCGCACAACGAGCUACGUCGCGGUGAUGGCAUCCGCAAGAAGAAUGCCAGGUUUGACAUUCCCGCGGAGCGCAAUCUCGGCAACAUCGACCAGCUUAUCGCAUCGACUACUGACGAGCAGGAAAUCAAGGAGCUGAAGCAGCAAAAGCGACUACUUCGCAACCGGCAAGCUGCAUUGGACUCUAGGCAAAGGAAAAAGAUGCACACGGAGAGGUUAGAGGAUGAAAAGAAGCACUUCACCAGUCUCAUCAGCUCGAUGGAAGAGGAGAUGAGCGAGCUUCACAUAAAGCUAGACCAGGAGAGGCGAGAGAGAGAGUACUUGGUGGCGCACGUCGAGAACUUGACCUUGGAAAAGGAAGAGUUGAUUCGAAACCACACCAUCGAGACCGGCGACUUGCGCAAGAAGAUUAGCGUCCUGACCGACCACGUCCAAAGGCUCGAGCACGCCGCUAUCCCCAGCAAUACGGGCUACUCCAACGGAUAUACCGAUAUGGACAGCCUUACUAUGGAUACGUCUUGGGACAACAUGGGCUUCAUGAACGAGUUCCAGAUGGAACCCGAAGUGAAGCAAGAGCUCCAGAUCGUUCCCCAGAAGAAGGCCGAAGUCCAGCUCUCAUCCGAUGGCGAGAAGUCCACCACGCAAGGAGGUCUCUUGUUCAUGCUCUUCCUCGUUGGUGCCUUUGUCAUCUCCAACAGGUCGGCCCCGACGAUCCCCCGCGUCUCGGAAGAUGUUCGCGAAGCUUCGACAACGCUUCUCAACAACAUCUUCAAGGACGCAGGCGUCGCCAACGCCGAGAACGCCAUCGUACCCUCGGCUCCCCAGCCGUCCGGUGCGGACUGGACCUCAAGCGCUUCGGUGCCGAUGGCCAGCGGCGCUAUGGAGGGUGUAGCACCGUCUAUGCUUGGUGACCUGGCGGAUUCCCUCACCCAACCGACGCAGGAGCAGACGAAUGAGCAAAUCUUCUCACUCACACCGGCACAAUAUAACAGUGUGACAUCGCAAGAUUUCCUUCGAACGGCACCGACGCGAUCGACGGGUCAGAACCGCCGGAACCUCGCCGACGCGCUAAGCAACAUGCGCCACGCCGAGAAGCACUCGGCGGCUGAGGUAUACACGCGAUCACUGCUGUGGGACCAGAUCCCGGGCGACGUAGUCAGGAACUUUGCCAAGAUGGUGGCCGAGUGCAACAACGCGAACGGUGGUCAGAACGGCAACGACGCAAACUCAUGAGACGAUUUCACGACAUAACGACAUAUUAACGAAAAGAACGAAUUUAUUACGACGACGACUACUACUACCACUACUACUACUAUACGGCUUCGAGUCAACAGCCAAUUUUAUUUUUUCUAUUUUCUUUUUACAAUUUGGAUAUUUUCGCUUGUUGGUAACUUAAAUAUCGAUUAUUUUUUCCAAUUGCCAUUGUUCAUACAGCUUUUACACGGCGCUCCCGCGCAUCAAAAUCCAGAUUCGACGGUGCUCACGCACACCGAAACGACCUACGACGACUUAUCAUUAUCAUCUACAUUAUCUACAUCAUCACCAGCAUCAUCAUCUAUUUUGUCUAUCUCGAAUCGAAACUUAUCAUCAUCAAAGUCAAUCUUAUUGUUUAUUUUGUGUCGAAACUUAGCAAGCGAGCCAGCAUUCUGAUUUAAUUUAAUCUUCGAUUGUCCCAUUAUUGAAAUAACUUGGUUA
Messenger RNA from Daldinia vernicosa, 2525 nucleotides. RefSeq lists its product as uncharacterized. The coding region runs from base 216 to 2063 and encodes 615 amino acids. The record is from RefSeq and is a predicted model, not a curated record. Gene Ontology annotation, biological process: regulation of DNA-templated transcription. The transcript has 2 exons. Gene Ontology annotation, molecular function: DNA-binding transcription factor activity. Lineage: Eukaryota; Fungi; Ascomycota; Sordariomycetes; Xylariales; Hypoxylaceae.